Messenger RNA from Puma concolor (puma), 1047 nucleotides. NCBI's taxonomy places the organism in Eukaryota, Metazoa, Chordata, Mammalia, Carnivora, Felidae. The record is from RefSeq and is a predicted model, not a curated record.
AUGCGCGACUCGUGUUUCCGAAACAUUGGGGAUGCCCGGAGGCCCCAUGCCGCCUUCGACCAGGAAGGGGGCGGUCGAGAGACGAGGGCCCGUGGGGACAGUGGGUCUCCGGCAGGGCCGGAGGUGCCGCAGGCCGAAGGCUUGCAGGCCACCAGCGAACAGCCUGUGCAGGAAGGCCAGGCCCGACCCGAGGGGCAGGUGGGCGGCCCCAGUGAGAUAUCAGUGCCGCUGGGGCAUGGCAUAGUGGCGGUGGAGGCGCUGUGGGGCCUGGUGGAGAAGGAGGUUGAGGUGGCGGCAGCGGAAGAGGACGCGCCUGGGGAAGAGGGGCAUGACCAGAGGAAGAAGGGGGAGGAGGACGAGGAGCAGGAGCCGGGGAAGGAGAAGGUCCAGGUUCACGAGGAGGAGGACGUGAAGGACGAGGGGGAGCAGCAGGAACAGAAGAGCAGAAGGAGGAGGAGGAGGAAGAAGGGCGGCGGUGGCGGUGGUGGGGGAAGAGGACCAGGAGGAGGAGCAGGAGGAGGAAGGGAAGGCGUGGGAGCCAUUAAAGGGAGAGCCGAAUUGCAAACCGAGGAGGAAGAGGAGCAGGAGAAGGGAGCGCUGGAGGAGCAGCAGCAGGGCCAGGAGGAGGUGGAAGGAAAGGAGGACAAGGAGGAGCGGGAGGAGGAGGAACAGAAGCCGAGUGAGCAGGAAGGCCGAUGGGUGGAAGAAGCCCAGGAGCUGCAGGUGAAGCAGGAUAAGAAGGAGCAGUUCGAGACAGGCCUCCGUCCUUGCCCUUCCCCACUGGAGGCUCUGGAGGCCCUUCAGAUAGAGCUACAGCCCGUGAAUAAACAAGCCAGCCAGGAGCACGCUCGACUCAAACUCAGGAUGUGGCAGAGGCGGCGGCAUCAUCUGGAACAGAGAAGUGCCCUUAUCCAGCGCAUCCGUGGUUUCUGGGCCAAACUGUGUCCUUCCUGCUGCUGGUGGAGGGUCCAGAGGGGGCUGGGCUUGCACAAGAGGAAGGAAAGGGAGGUGACAUUUAGAGGAACCCAGGACAGGGACUGGAGCUAA